Messenger RNA from Stomoxys calcitrans (stable fly), 1166 nucleotides. RefSeq names its product mitochondrial pyruvate carrier 2. The transcript has 4 exons. Bases 435 to 884 code for a protein of 149 amino acids. NCBI's taxonomy places the organism in Eukaryota, Metazoa, Arthropoda, Insecta, Diptera, Muscidae. Gene Ontology annotation, molecular function: pyruvate transmembrane transporter activity. Gene Ontology annotation, cellular component: mitochondrial inner membrane. The record is from RefSeq and is a predicted model, not a curated record. Gene Ontology annotation, biological process: pyruvate import into mitochondria.
AAUGCAAAUCUCUUUCCUUUUUAAUUUGCGUGCCAAUUGUGCAAGUGGUUUGUUGUUGACUAUAUUUUUAAAAGACACGCAAGUGUGUUUCUUUUUUCAAUUUGUAAAUUAGGAUUUCCGUAAACUAAAAAUACAGCGGAAGCAUUUCACUGUUGUAAAUUUGCCGUUUGUCAAGGCCAAGGUAGGAGAAAGCUCUCUCUCACUCUCUCUCUCUCUCUCUUGCUCUCUGCGAUGGUUUUCAUUAGCAAGUUGCGUGUUCAUGUGUUUGUGUUUACUGGCUGGUGGAAGUGAGAAAAGUGAACAUUUCAUUUUUUGUCAUUAAGUCGCAGUUCAAAUAAACAACAUUAGCGAAAACGUUUGUUGCGUGGCGGCCAAUCAUCCAUUUCCAUACCAGAUUUUUGCCAUUCAUUGAAGAAAUUCCAGUAUAAUAUUCCAUGGCUUCUACGGCGGCUCCACCACCACCACCACCAUCUGCUCCGGCAAAAUUGAGUUUUCCCUCAAAGGUUUACAAUGGUUUGGUUGGUGCCGUCGAUCCUAUGGUGCCUGCAAAGUUACGUCCAUUAUGGAAUCAUCCCGCUGGCCCUAAAACAAUAUUCUUUUGGUCUCCCGUAUUCAAAUGGGGUCUUGUGAUUGCGGGUCUCAGUGAUUUGGCACGUCCUGCUGAAACUCUUUCUGUUUCACAGUGUGGAGCUUUGGCUGCCACCGGCAUUAUAUGGUCGCGUUAUUCCUUAGUCAUUAAACCCAAAAAUUGGGGUUUAUUCUCAGUGAACUUAUUUGUGGGUCUUGUACAAUCGGUACAAUUGGGAAGAGCCUAUAUGUAUCAACAGGAACUUAAAGAAAAAGAAAAGGCCUCUGCAACAACGGCCGUUGCUGCCCCCAAAUAGACAACUUUUCCCAGUUCAAUCAUAUUCAAGAUGUAACAUAUUCAACCAACCCAGUGAAAGGCAACAAAUUCCUUAUUUUGGACUAUGUGUAUAAUAAUGCGUGCAAAAAUCAUAUAUGAGGAACUAACUACUGAGGCUAGUUAGAAUUAUUGGUGAUAUUUUUCUUAAAUAACUACAAUUACAUCAGGAAUAUAUAUAUAUAUUUUUUUUAUUUUAAUUAUCCUAUUGACACAACGAGUGUUUAAUAGCAUUAGCACAAUUAAAUUGCAAAUUGAAUAUAAA